Messenger RNA from Cooperia oncophora, 405 nucleotides. NCBI's taxonomy places the organism in Eukaryota, Metazoa, Nematoda, Chromadorea, Rhabditida, Trichostrongylidae. The record is from the annotation of a GenBank genome assembly.
AUGCUGAUGGUAAUAUGUGCAAUGGCAUCACCACAAUCUGUACUCCUCGCUCUAGUCACAACAACUAUUUGCUGCGGUGCCAUCAUCCUGUUCGCUACUCAAACAAAAUUCGACAUUACCAGCUACGUCUUUGUCAUUUAUGCUGCUGGAAUGGCAGUCUUCGUUUUCGGCAUUGUUUUGGGGAUUCUAAGUUUAUUCAUAUACAUUAAGGUGCUUCAUAUUAUAUACUCAGCAAUCGCGUGCAUUCUGUUCAUGGGCUAUCUUGCGGUGGAUAUUCAGAUGAUUAUAGGCGGACGGAAAUACGAAAUUUCGCCGGAGGAAUACGUUUUUGCGGCACUGAUGCUCUUCGUCGACAUUUACGAAAUAUUUGUCUUAAUUUUAGGCUUGUUCAAUGCGGCUGAAUAA